Blastomyces dermatitidis ER-3 is the source of this 781-nucleotide messenger RNA. RefSeq lists its product as uncharacterized. The record is from RefSeq and is a predicted model, not a curated record. Bases 1 to 753 code for a protein of 250 amino acids. Lineage: Eukaryota; Fungi; Ascomycota; Eurotiomycetes; Onygenales; Ajellomycetaceae. The transcript is spliced from 3 exons.
AUGUCUACCAACUUGUUGAAAUUUUAUUUCAAUAUCGAAUUCGUACAACCAGACUACGAAGUCCAGCGUGAAAUGCGCGACCCCCAGUCGUACUGGUACCCACCGACAGACCCAAAUGGCGUUUCCGUUGUGGCAACAACUGGAUGGAGAAAAUGGGACGCUGGUUCAAUCACCCAGGCACGUGUGCCUGGGGGUAUCAAUGUCCAAGAAUGUUCUCUCUUUUAUGAUUCCGAAAGGGAUAUUUUCCUGGGAGUGCCGUUUAACUGCAAGAAAACUAGUGUGGAAAAAGAGAUUAGAACUACGGACGAGGCGCAUGGCUGGAGAAGACUUAUGUUCAAACAUCUGGAACCCAUAGACUCCGGUGAUCAUUUAUCAGUUCUUGCCUUCGAUGCUGCAUUUAAUGUCUUUGCCGCUCCGGGAUCCCCAAGAUGGAUGCCAGAACUUAUGCCAUAUACCUACGACUACAAUAAUCUGGAUAUUUAUGUCCCCGGACAGACAGCUCUUGCUGGAAACCUGGCUCUCUUGCUUGGAUUGGCAGCUUUUAGCGGCCCUUUUCCUGAACGCAGUCUUGACGUCGAGCAGUCGUUGAAUGCGAUCCGAGCAUUCAGGCCUCCUCAUUGGGUUCCUCAUGGAAUGAAAAGUCGAAGGCCUCAUAGCCGAGGGGUUAUCGUCUCCAUCAGGGGUGUCGGAGGCAACGAGGCGGUGCUGGACAAGUGGGCACGGGGAGAUUUGGGUCCGUUGAUCAACCCAUGAUCAAUAGUCCUAUAUCAUGCAUUACCAA